AUGGAGCAUCAACUUCAAUUUUUACCCAAAGACUCUGUUGAAAUAGACUACGAGGCGUUGCCUGAUGAUGCUUCAUUAGCUGCACAUUUAACAGCCGGUGCAUUGGCUGGUAUAAUGGAACACACAGUGAUGUUCCCCAUCGAUUCCAUCAAGACAAGAAUGCAAAUGAAUCUUUCAAACUCGGAAAUAUCACGGGGUUUGUUGAAGUCAUUAUCUAAGAUCAGCUCUACCGAAGGGUUUUAUGCAUUGUGGAAAGGGGUGUCUUCCGUGGUAUUGGGCGCAGGUCCAGCUCAUGCUAUAUAUUUUUCAGUAUUCGAAUCGACUAAAACGUUUUUGGUUAAUAGGUUAACCAACUCGCCACAUCUGAACAGGAUUGUCACUGAUGAAAAUCACCCUCUUAUUGCAAGUUGUGCUGGUAUAACGGGUACUACAGCCUCGGAUGCUUUAAUGACCCCAUUUGACAUGUUAAAACAAAGGAUGCAAGCAAAUGCUGCUUAUCAGGAUGGUAAAUCAACAUCGGUGAGAUUGUUCAAAUUAGCAUCAGAUAUAUAUAAAGCUGAAGGGUUGAGUGCGUUUUAUAUUUCAUAUCCAACGACUCUUUUAACUAAUAUUCCAUUUGCUGCCUUGAAUUUUGGAUUCUACGAGUACUCGUCGUCAUUAUUGAAUCCAUCUCAUGUUUAUAAUCCAUACUUGCAUUGUGUUAGUGGUGGGAUUGCUGGUGGUAUAGCUGCAGCAUUGACUACGCCGUUUGAUUGUAUCAAAACUGUGUUACAAACAAAAGGAAUAUCACAAAAUAAGAAUUUUAGGCAUGUCACCGGUUUCAAAUCUGCUGCUAUUGCCUUAUUGAAACAGGAAGGUGCCAAAGCGUUUUGGAAAGGUUUAAAACCCAGAGUCAUAUUCAAUAUUCCGAGUACAGCUAUAUCGUGGACAGCAUACGAAAUGUGCAAAGAAGUUUUGAUCAGAGGGAAAGGAUUAUAA
Messenger RNA from Candida dubliniensis CD36, 978 nucleotides. It is a transcript of the gene MRS4, whose product is annotated as Fe(2+) transporter. Lineage: Eukaryota; Fungi; Ascomycota; Pichiomycetes; Serinales; Debaryomycetaceae. The transcript has a single exon. Bases 1 to 978 code for a protein of 325 amino acids. The record is from RefSeq and is a predicted model, not a curated record. Gene Ontology annotation, molecular function: ferrous iron transmembrane transporter activity. Gene Ontology annotation, biological process: iron import into the mitochondrion. Gene Ontology annotation, cellular component: mitochondrial membrane.